This is a messenger RNA of Funneliformis mosseae, 1044 nucleotides long. NCBI's taxonomy places the organism in Eukaryota, Fungi, Glomeromycota, Glomeromycetes, Glomerales, Glomeraceae. The record is from the annotation of a GenBank genome assembly.
AUGGCCGCCGUAGUGGCCCUAAAUAAUGCUAACAUAACGGCCGCCAUGAUUAAUACGCCUGAUGGUACUCCACCACCAGGAUUGCCGGCUGGAGCUACUAGUGCUACAGUUAUCCCGACACAUAAUGUUCACGCAGAUGAAGAUUGGUCUUUUGCUGGUGAGUGUCCCGUCGAUGCUGAUACAGCAACCAAUGCCCCAAAUGGAGCUUUAAAUAACAACAAUCAUAUAGUCCUUCCUGAUAUCAAUAUUAGUCAGAUCAUCUAUUGGUUUAAAAGGAAUUAUCCUACAGUUGUUCGAGAGCAACAGGAAUUGAUUUUUGGUAUUUUGACUCAAGGUUCCGAUUCAGUUAGAAAUUACUAUAGAAAGAUAAAUAAAUAUGCUAGCUGGGCUCGAAUAUUUGAUCGUGAAAAAAGAAUACAAUUUAUACGUGGCUUGACUCCUGAAAACAAGUUGGAAAUGAAACGACUGGGUUUAAACAGACCUUUAAAUGAUGAAUUGAUUGAGACACUCGAAGAGAUUGAAACAGAAAGGAAUAAUUUGCUUCUGGAUGAGGAUAUUUAUAACCAGCCUACUACCAAGACAAAACCAAAAACAUCUUCUCAUCAGGGUAUUACUACAGAAGAUGUUGAUAGGAUUGUAAAUAGUAGGAUUCAGGCGUUACAGCAACCACCAGCAGUUCAAUCACCAGCAUCUUCGUCUGGUCAGGAAAAUGUUACUAAGGCUGACUUACAAGCCAUGUUUAAAUCCUUUCAAGAGACUAUAUCCCGGGGGGAUAAAACUCUGAAUAAUAGUAAAAAAUCAGUCGGAAAGAAAGCAGAAGAUCUUGCUAUUAGACGUUUUUUGAGUGAUCUACUAAGAGAGAGAGGCAAUGAAGCUCCUGGUAUAGAAUAUGACCCUAUGGAUGAUAUUACUGACAAUUCUGGUCUCAUUACGUCCAAACAGAUAGUGGCUGUUCACUAUAGUGAACCAAAGAUAGUAUCUCAAAAUGAUGUAUCAUCAUCUUCAAAAGAUUUGGAUGAGUCCAGGGAGACCCAUCCGUCUUAA